Messenger RNA from Pezoporus occidentalis (night parrot), 8109 nucleotides. It is a transcript of the gene RAB44, whose product is annotated as RAB44, member RAS oncogene family. Lineage: Eukaryota; Metazoa; Chordata; Aves; Psittaciformes; Psittacidae. The record is from RefSeq and is a predicted model, not a curated record. Bases 772 to 6720 code for a protein of 1982 amino acids. Gene Ontology annotation, biological process: vesicle-mediated transport. The transcript has 16 exons. Gene Ontology annotation, molecular function: GTPase activity; GTP binding.
GAUGGCUGGGAGCAGUGUGGGGUGUUCCGGACAGGAUCAGGUCCCUGGGAGCCGGGGAUACCACGGGCUGGGGGAUGCGCGGCUCCCAUCGCACCCACGCUGCUUGUUCUGUGCCUCUGCUGGGGCUGCGCUGGGUUGGAGCAGGUAACUGGGGGAUUCUUCAUGCCUUAAACAACCCCAGCGCCCCCCCCCGAGCUCCCACUUCUGCUGUCUUAGUGGCUGGCACCACCAUAAAGGCACAUGGUUUCUGUUCCCCCCCUCUCCCCCCCCCCAAGCAUCCUGUAGGACUCCAGCAGCUCCACAAAGCCCUCUUGAUUUAAGGGGAUGUUUUGGGGGCCUCUUCCUGUAUUUCCAAUGCAGGCUGGGAUUUAGCACAGGGCUGGAGCAGCCGGGGUCUCUCCAGGCUGGGAGCAGAAAGUGGGGCUGCAGCAUGGCCCCCUCUGCGUCACAGCUCCCCAUAGCUGUGGGCUCCUUCCCUUGGGUUUUGGCUUUGCCAUGCAGAGAACAGCCCCUCAUGGGCUCAGUGGCUGUUGGUGCCGCUGCCAUCACCCAGGCUUCCUGAAGGCCUCCCCAGCUCUCACACAGCUCCCGAGGUGACUCCCGGCUCUGAAAGCUGGGGGAGGAUGACCAAAAGCUGCUGCUGGGCUCUGAGAAGGCAGCUGGGACCAGCCCCUUCUGCCCAGCAUCGCUGCGGCUGCUCCUUUGCCAGUGCCACCUCCUGGGUUUCCCCUGGGUGCCGGUGCCCUGCGCAUCCUCCAUGGGAGGUGUGGGAUGGGUGGUGGCAGGAGGAGGUGCUCACCCAGUGGGUGCUGGGCUCGCAGCCGUUGCUCGAUCUGGUCAAGGCUGCGCUGCUCUUCCUAUUGCCAAACCCAGGGCCCUUUACAGCAGCCAAAGCGCGUUUCCAGCUCAAUCCCACUCCACCAUCUCCCACCAAGGGCUCCAGCAAGGAGGAGCUGGCCAAGGGUCAACAACCAUCAGUGUCCCCUGGACAGGACUGAGCUGGGGGCCAUGGCCGAGCGCCGGGCAGGCACCAAGAGCCGGCGCUUGGGCUCCAGCCGACGCAAGGGCUUUGGUGAGGCACCCGCAGCAGCCCCCAGCCCCGGCAAGGAGCCAUCAUGGGCAGCUGAAAUAGUGCAGAGGGUGCAGGAGCUCCUCAGGGAGCAGGACAAGGACCAGGAGGGGUUCGUCACCCACUCGGCCAUACAGAGAUUACAGGAGGAAGAUCUCCCGUGCAGCACGGAGGAGUUGGAGCUCGUCUUCAAUGGGCUGGAUGCGGCCGGCACCGGGCGGUUGAGAACUGAGGAAUUCACUUUUGGACUCUGGCAGUUCCUGAGCUCCCAGAAAGCUGCCAGGGACCAUCGUCGGCAGAAAACAGCAUCGCGGAGGGUCCCCUUGGUCCUUCCCAGCCCGGCGCUGGAGGAGGUGGACAGUGAGGAGCGGAGGCAGUUCUCUGCCUUUAUGGACCAGUUGGGCACGGACAACAUCUCUGAGGAACAGGAGAUCUGGGAGCUCUGGCGGAAGCUCCGGCAGGAUGAACCCCAGCUCCUGGACGCUCAGGAGGACUUUGUGGCCAAGGUGAGGCACCGCAUCCAGGAAGUGAGGAACAAGAAGGAGGCUUUGAAGGAGACCCUGAACAAACGCGUGGCCGAGCACGGCAGGGAGGUGCAGCGGCUCUGCGGGGCUCUGGAGCAGCGGAUCCAGGGGGAGCAGCAGCGGCUGGAGCAGGAGAGCGUGGCCCCGAGCCCCCAGCGUGCGGCGGAGCUCCAGCGAAUGCUGGAUGCCGGUGAGAAGGAGGUGCAGCGCCUGCUCACAGCGCAGCUGGAGCUGGAGACACGGUGCCACAGCCUCCGCAGCAUGCAGGAAGCUGCCAGCACCGAGAACCGGCAGCUUGAGGAGAGCAAGCGGGUGCUGGAGCAGCACCUCCAGCACCUCCACCAGCAGCUCCAGCAGACCCACGGGCGCCUGCGGGCAGUGAGGGCUGCAGUGGCUUGGGAGCACGUGGAGGAGCCGGGGGGCAGAGCAGUGGCAGAGCUGCCCAGCGAGACACCCGUGUCCCCAAAGAUGAGUCGGGAGCACAGCAAGAAGUACCGCUCCAAGACGCAGAUGAGGGGGGAGUCCCAGAGCAGUGAGCCCAAAGCCAAGAGCACCCACCAAGUGGUGUGGGAAAUGCUGCCUGCAGAAGUAAGCCUUCUGGGAGCCCCGCAGGGAGCGAGCUCUGUGGAAGAGGACCCCUGCCCAGAAUCUCUGAAAGAGGAAUGGUUCUCUGUCCAGAGCUCUUUGCUAAGAGAGGUGGAUGAUGCAACAGCAGCUCUGAGCAAACAGCUGAAGCCACAGGCACCAGGUGCACCCCCUGCUCCAGCAAACACUGCACAUCACCCCCAGGAUGAUGCUGAGCCCCAAAUGGGGCUGGAGGAAGGCACAGCACAUGGAACAACCCCCAGGGUGCAACAAGAGACCCUCUCUGGUCAUACUGGUCACAAGCUGUUUGAAGGAGACAUGGAAGAAGGACCAGGCACAGCUCCAGAUGUGCCACAGGCUGGUGCGUCCACGGGAGCUGGGCACCACAGGGCUCAGGAGCCAGAGCAGGGAGAGGAGGAACAAAGGAUGUUAUUCCCGCAAGGAAAGGGUGGUGGUGUGAAGGAGGCGAUGCUAAAGGUGGCGGAGCAUCUCCAGGGAGCACUGGGAGAGAACACGGAGGCAGGAGAGCAGGUCCUGAUGGAGGUGGAGGGAGCAGGAUGGAUGCAGGAAAAAACAAGCUGGGAAAAGGCACGGCUCCUGGGAGAAGCUGAGGAAGUGGCAUUAAGCCAGGGAGAAAACCUGGAGGCAGGUCUGGGGUCACCAGGGGCUGGGGAGGCAGGUCUGGUUGUGCGACAGCACCUUGGCAUGGAUGAGCUUCACCCAGCUGCACCUCAGCCCCUGGGCACGGGGCUGGGGGAAGAGGCUCAGCCACCACUGAGGCUCUCCAAGGAACUGGAAAUGAAGGCAGGAGAGCUCCUGGAGCCAGAGCCACCACCGCAGGGUGAGGUACGAAUAGGAGCAGCCCAGGGGCACAGUGUCCUUCCCGAGGUGACUGCGGCUCUUGGCCCCGGGAUGCUGGAGCAAGAUGAUACUGUCAGGGCAGAGGUGAAGCUCCAGGGAGAGACCUUGGGUGCUGAGGUGCUGCCAGCCCAAGCUCAGCAUGGAGCUGGAACCGAGGAAAGGGAGGUGCAAGUAGCCCAGGGAGAGUCUGCAAGGGGAGAUGCAGAGCAGGGCCGGAGUGCCGGUGCAGGGGUGCCAGUGGUGCACGAAGGGGGAGCAGGAGCAGAUGUGCCACCGCUGGAGGCGCAGAGCAGCAGGGCCAACGUGCAGCUGCGGGCAGAGGUGGAGGCGGCUCUGCAGCCACGGGCUGAGCCUGGCUCCCUGGGGACAAAGCAGGGAGGGAGCGCGGCUCCAGAUGUGCAGCCCCUGGAGGAGGGUGAUCGACCAGAGCUAGGGCUGGGGGAGGACACGGGUGCUGCUGUGGUGCAUGGCGAGGGUCCUUCCCCAGCAGAAAUGUCUUUGGGGAGCCCAGCCCUGUGUGGGCUCUUCCCAGUUAAGGCUCAGGCAUUGGAAAUGGUGGAGGCAAAGGACUCCUGGGCAGAUAUGCAGCUACAUAGGAGUUCCAGUCCAGAAACACCCCAGGGAGAGGAGGGCCAUACAGUGGUACCUCUCCUGGAGGAGGAUGAGGAUGGUGCACAAGAGCAGGGUGAGCAUGGGCUGCCACAGGAGCCUGUGCUUGAUCCACAGGGAGCAGGAUUUGGGCAGGGAGAGGAGCCUGCUGCAGGCGUGCAGCCACAAGAGGAUGCUGAAAGCCUGGACAGGCUGGAGGACCAGAGCACUGGUGCAAGUGUGCAGAUGCUUGCAGAGAUGGAUGAGGUCAAAGAGAUCUCAGGCUGGAACACUGAAGGGGAUCUGCAGCUGCUGAGUGAGGUCAGCUCCCUGGGUACGGAGCAGGGAGGGAGCGUGGUUCCAGGUGUGCAACCUCUGGAUCAGGUCGAUAAAGCAGAGUUAGUGGAAUUGGAGGUAGAGGAUUCCACAGCAAAUGUAGAGCUGCAUGGGGGUCCUAGUAUUGAAACCCUCCAUGGGGGUGAACACCAUGCGGCCUUGCAGCUUGUGGAGGAGGAUGAGGAUGGGGAAGAGGGGCAGAGUGAGUGUGGGCUGCCACAUGAGCCUGUGCUUCACCCCAAUGGAGUGGCCAUCAGGCAGGGAGAGGGGGCUGCUGGAGGCAUGCAGCCAUGGGAGGAGGCUGAAAGCCUGGACAGCCUGGAGGACCAGAGCACUGAUGCAAGUGUGCAGAUGCUUGCAGAGAUGGAUGAGGUCAGAGUGACCCCAGGAGGCAGCACAGAGGCAGAUCUGCAGCUCUGGAGCGAGGUCAGCUCCCCAGGGACAGAGCAGGGAGGGAGCGUAUCUCCAGAUGUGCCAGAUGAGCAAACCCUGGAUCAGGUUGAUAAAGCAAAGUUAGUGGAAACGGAGGCAGAGGACUGGGCAGACAUGGAGCUGCAUGGGGGUCCGAGCCCAGAAACAGCCCAGGGACAGGGGGGGCAUGCAGCCCUACAUCACAUGGAGGAGCCUGAGGAUGGUGCACAAGAGCAGGGUAAGAGCGGGCUGCCCCAGGAGCCUGUGCUUCACCCCCAUGGGGUGAGGCAGGGAGAGGGGGCUGGUGCGGGUGUGCAGCUCCAUGCAGAGGCUGUAAUCCUGGGCACACUGCAGGCUCAGAGCACUGCUGCCGAUGUGCAGCCUCCUGCAGAAGUGGAUGAGCUCGAAGUGACCCCCGAGGCAGAUCAGCAGCUCCUGAGUGAGGUCAGCUCCCUGGAUACAGAGCAGGGAGGGAGCGUGGCUCCAGAUGUGCAACCUCUGGAUCAGGUCAAUAGAGCAGAGUUACUGGAAACAGAGGCAGAGGACUGGGCAGAGAUGGAGCUGCAUGGGGGUCCCAGCCCAGAAACAGCCCAGGGAGGGGGGUACCAUGCAGUCAUGCAGCUUGUGGAAGAGGAUGAGAAUGGGGAAGAAGGGCAGGGUGAACACGGGCUGCAGCAGGAGUCUGUGCUUGAUCCGCAGGGAGCAGGAUUUGGGCAGGGAGAGGGGGCUGCUGCGGGUGUGCAGGCACAGGACAAGGCUGUAAUCCUGGACGGGCUGGAGGCCCAGAGCACUGAUACGAGUGUGCAGCCACUGACAGGGCCAGAGGAGCUCAGAUCAAGCUCAGGAGGGAGCCCAGAGGCAAAUGUGGGUGCAGCUGGGAUGCAGGAAGGGGAGCAGAGGCACACUCCAGGCUCAGAUGUAGCUCACACUGCAGAAGGGUGUGGGGAAGCUGGCGGUGCUCAUGUGUCCCCCCCAGCUGAGGCCACUUCGUAUCCUGAGCGUGUCGCUGCUCCCAAGGCUCCUGGUGUGGAAGCAAAGCAGGGAGCACUCACUGGUCCUGAUGGGCAGAUCCUGGAGGAUACCCAGACACUGCAGUUACCAGGGGGAGAGAGAGCUGCUGCAGAGAGGAGACCUCUGGAUGGAGCUCAAGGUCUGGAAGAGGGGCAGGGAGAGAGGCUGGAGGCAGGGGUGAGGAAUUUAGUGGAAGCUCAGGCUCUAGGGCUAAAGCAGGGCCAUGAUGAUGGUGCAUCUGCACCAGCCUUCCCAGUCUCCAAGGUGCCAUUACAGAUCAGCACACUAAAGCUGGAAGCAAUGAUGCAGGAGGAUGUUCUUGUUCCAGAUGUGUGGCCGUUAGGUGCUUCAGGACAGGCAGCCCAAAGUGAGCUCCAGGAGCAGGUCUCAGCAGAGGCAGAGAAGCCACCACACGCAACGGAAACAGAGAAAGCAGCUGCUGGACCUGCUGAGCUUCCAAAACAAGAAGUGGCACCAGCAUCACCCCUUCACACAAGGGUCCUACAGGAGGAAGAUGCUGGGAAUGAUCAGCUGGGGACAGUUCUUGGAGGCAGCUCACUGGGGGAUGCAGCCAGCAUGCAGCCUCAAAGGCAGUCGUUGGGAGAACAGAGCAAAGACCUCGAUGUUGAUCGAUGGAAGAAGCAGGAGGUUGGAAGGAAAAUGAGCCAGGAAGGAGAGCCAAGUCCAGGGGAGCCAGGGACUGUCACUGCAGAUGGGGCAGGAGCUGCCCCAAGGGGUUCUCCUAAAGCCCCCCUGGACCCAGAUCACCUCUACAAUGUGCUGUUUGUCGGGGACUCCCAUGUGGGCAAAACAUCGUUCCUGUACCGGCUGCAUGCUGACACCUUCAACCCGCACCUCACCGCCACCGUAGGACUGGAUUAUCAGGUGAAAAGCUUUGUCGUGGACAACAAGUGCUUUGCUCUCCGCCUGUGGGACUCAGCUGGUCAAGAAAGGUACCACAGCAUCACCAAGCAGUUCUUCCGGAAGGCGGAUGGGGUUGUGCUGAUGUACGAUAUCACAUCCGAGUAUUCCUUCUUGGACGUGCAGUACUGGCUGAGCUGCAUCCAGGAAGGAGCAGAAGAUGGAGUCGCUAUUCUGCUUCUUGGGAACAAAACUGACUGUGCUGCAGAGAGACAGGUCCCUAUGGAGCAGGGGGAACGCCUGGCCAAGGAGCAUCAGCUCAUGUUUUAUGAAUGCAGUGCUGCCUCGGGCCACAACAUCUCCGAGUCCAUGGUCAGCUUGAUCAGGUUGCUCAAAGUGAAUGAGGAUAAACUGAAAAAUAAGGCAGAAGAGGUACCAAAGCUACCUCAGAAGAAAAAGAGCUGCUGCUGGUGAUGGAGAGACCCCCACAUGCGAUCUGAAACUGCAGUGACAGCCAGAAAAGCAUAAAAAUAGCCUUCAGGCACCAUCUCUGCUCCCCAUGUGUCUGCCUGGCCCCAUGCCCUUCAGAUGCUGAGAGCAAAAGUCGCUGUGGAGGAGUGGCUGUUACCCAGCCCCUUCUCUGCUCAUCUCCUGCCACCAUCCCAGAGGACAGGAGCCCUUGUAAAUACUUGUUGGGAAACUUUACUGCUUUCUUUUGAAGACACAAAAUGGGCUAUGGAAAGAGGCAGAAUAGGAAAUUAGACAGAUCUGAGAUGCUGGAAUGAUAUUGGAAGCAGCAGGGAGCAAAACCGAGUCUUGGGAUGAAAGACAUGAAUACCAGGAGUCACCAAAGGCUGGUGUGUAAAACAGGGGGUUUAGGGCUGUUGGUGCUGCUGUGUGGUGGUGUCUUUUGCUCUGGCUUUGCAAUCUGAUCUGGAACAAUGAAAUAUGGAAUAUAUCCUAAAUGCACUUUUAACUCCCUGCAGUUAGGCAAGGUAAAGUUAAGUUUUUCUCUUUCCUGGUUUAUUGUGCCAGUGAGCAGCAAUGGGUCUUGACAGAAAACUGCUAAAAACUGCUUAAAACAAAUGUAAAACCUCCCAAAACACAUCCAGGAUAAUAGAAAGAGCACUCAGGUGGUGGGAUGUGGGAGCAGGUAAAUGCUUGCAGGAGCUCUUUUCAUUGCAUUGCCCCCAGAGCAGGUAUUUGCACUACUGCAGAUCUCAGGGUGAGGAGGGCAGAGCAAGCUGCUGCACCCUGCCCUUCUGCACUGAGGUGGCUGCUGUAUGAAGUACUGAAUUGGGGUCAAAAAGAAAACCCAGUGUGAAAAACCUAAACAAGCAUAUUUGAAGGGGGUUUUAAUUAUUUUUCUUUCUACAGCUUCAUGCAGAGAACUGUAUUUUUUGCAGAGAAAGACAUAGAGACUGAAUAAAUAAAAUGACAAUUGCUGUGUUUUAAUGGUUUUCUGUGUUACAGGUGUUGCCUUGUCCUUCAGCAAGGAGAGGUAUUUAAAGACCAUGCUUUCAUGCAGAUUUGGGGGAAAAUAGUUCUGCUCAGAUGGGUUUGCCUUUCGUUGACAUUAUUAUCUAUAUAUACAUUAUGGCAGAGCAGAAUAGCAGCCAGUUUCUGCUUUAUAACAAUGCAGUGACAAGAAGCGUUGGUUUCCUAAUAACACUAUAUGCUAAAGAAAAGGAUAUCAUUCUGCAUGUUUCUGACUGUUAUAGCCCAGCUUUCCCAGGAAACAAGGCUUAGGAGCUCCUGCUGCCCGUGUAUGUGUACCUGUUGGUACAAAAGUCCCUGGUGAGGAGCAAUUGCAAAGCUCUGAGAUGCUGUGACUUGUGUGAAUAAAGGCCUGAGUAACUGAGA